AUGGAUCUGCUCCUAUCGAAAGUCACCCAGCAGGCGAUGAACUAUGCUAUUCGAUCUGGCAUCACGAUAACUGCUACUUACGCCAUACGGCAGUCUGCAAAACUUCUCAAGAAAGUCGAUGGCGCUGAUCGAGAGGAGCUACGAAUCCUCCAAGAUCGUCUGCAGAGCAAAAUACAAAUUAUAUCCCCUGCUAUUGAUAUGAUUGAACUCAUUGCAGCGCGAGGUAACACUUCCCUCGAGUCUGCCGUCAAUCUUACAAAAGCAUUGAGAUUAGAUAUCCAGAGCCUUGGACAAAAGUUAGCCCAGGUUGUUGGAAACGAAGAAGCUCACGGAAAAGGGGCUUCGACCAAGCGUCGUGCACAGCUGGAUGCAGAAAAGAAGCUCGUAAUAAAGGAGAUACGGUCUCUUUUGGAGCGCAUUGAAGAUGCCGUUCCACUCAUAAAUUUGGCUAUAACGACUUCGGGGGCGAGACUGUCUACAAGCUUGCCUUCUACGGUCUCGCCGUCACGACUCCUUCAGGCUAGUACCUUUCUAACGGCUGGAGACACUCAGUACUCCUUAACUCCAACCCACUCCGUCCAGGUUGGCCCUACUUUCACCUUAUCAAUAUACCUACUCUUUGCCGGCCAUGUCCGGCCAACCGAUGAGGAGGGGAUCCGAGAAACUACCUGGAAAGAGGUUAUACACAAGGCGCGAGUGAAGCUGUGUCGCGUACCUCUAGACGUGGUCCUUGCAGAUCAAUUUGGGACACGGCGUAAUCUCCGAGGCGAGGCUAGGGCGGACGAAUUCGCUUACCAGAUGCUUAUCAUUGAAGACCUUGAUGAUGGCAGAGUCCAUUCGUUCGACGAUGAUGAGCCCAAGCCGGGACCUUUUGAGGGCGUUGCUCAGGCUGGUAUCAGGGACUUUAUACCCAUUCAUCAGAUAUCAAAGAUCUUCUACGCAGAUACGGGGAAGAUUCUAAAUAUCGGGACGGAAGGCGAAGCGAAUAAUCCGGUUCUUCUGUUAAAGCGCGAUGUAAACGCGAUUCUUCCCCGAGGGAUGAUUGAGCGAGAAGAACUUGCAGGGUCUUUUGAUCCGGGAGCGUCUGAUGACGAUGAGCCGGAAGAACAUGAGCCUUAUAAUGAGGAACAAGCCCAGAUUGAUGCGCAGUUGAUGGGAUCCCAGAGCAUCCCAGGGCCACAUGAUCCUGUUCAAUACCAAAAUAAUAUACCUGAACACUGGAGAUUUCCGCCGGCACUUGAUCUAGAGUGGAUGGCCUUGGAAGUUCACCAGGAGGAAACCGAAACGGAUGAUGAGGAUGAGGAACCUGAACCAGCGUCUGAGGCGGCCACCGAGGAAGACAAGCUAGCAGAGAACAUGGCAAAUCUAAGAAUCCCCAGCAAACAAGGCUCACCGUCCUCCCACUCUCCAGAAAGUCAAAUCGUCGUACCCCCCUCCCCUGUCCAACCGACAUCCUCAUCGACGGUUUCUAACCCGCUAUUCAACAACAUCCGAACCUCAUUAUCUCUCUUGGAAACAUUGCUACGACUUACAUCACUCCAACAGUUUCAACAGCAAUCCCAUCUCUCUAUCACAGAUGAACUGCUCACUUUCUUCCUUGAAGAGUCAUCCGCUACAGGUGCAGGUGGUGAUGAACAACAUCGCCAGAGAGUCCGUUCGGAAGCCCGAAGGAAAGUAGGAUGGGACCCAUAUGACGAAAGUCCUCUAAAACCGCGAGGGGAGGACUAUCAGUACCACAAUGAACACGAGUCAGUGGCAAGCAGCCCAUCCAGGCGACGAAUGCAGUCGAUUGACCCAGACGAAGGGUUCGGUGAGGUCUCUCCGCAAAUAAAGAGUAAAACUAUCCCGGUGAACGGUGGAUAUUACGAACAACCACGAGAUAGGCGGCGGAGGGAGCCAUCGCAGCCGCUAUCCCCAUCGAUGUCACCUGUCGAUGGGAGCUAUUCGGAGUCCGCACGUCCUUCGACCCCUUCAUCACCAUCCUUCAGGACGAACCGUGUUGAAGGCGGUAGAAGAGCCGCAGACCUUAGACGACAAAUACCUUCCAGCCGGCCUCACCGAGCUGAUGAUCCAUCACCCAAAAAAUAG
Messenger RNA from Arthroderma uncinatum, 2088 nucleotides. RefSeq names its product Ran-specific GTPase-activating protein. The record is from RefSeq and is a predicted model, not a curated record. Gene Ontology annotation, cellular component: cytoplasm; nucleus. Gene Ontology annotation, molecular function: GTPase regulator activity. Lineage: Eukaryota; Fungi; Ascomycota; Eurotiomycetes; Onygenales; Arthrodermataceae. The transcript has 6 exons. Bases 1 to 2088 code for a protein of 695 amino acids.